Messenger RNA from Vicia faba (fava bean), 444 nucleotides. The record is from the annotation of a GenBank genome assembly. NCBI's taxonomy places the organism in Eukaryota, Viridiplantae, Streptophyta, Magnoliopsida, Fabales, Fabaceae.
AUGCUCUCAAUAUCUUUCCCCUCACCUCUCAGCGCUCUCUCUGGCAAAACCAUCUCAUCAAAACCGUGCCACGUCAGACCGCGGAGAGUUUUCGUUUCUGCCACCUCCACCAGUACAGAAGCUAUAUCUACUCAGCUUCCCCGCGGCAUGGCUUCCUGUUCCCUUUACGAGAUUCUUGGAAUUGCGGCUGCUGCUUCAGGUCAGGAUAUUAAGGCAGCGUACCGGCGACUCGCGAGAGUUUCGCAUCCUGAUGUGGCGGCGGUUGGUCGGAAGAAAUCUUCGGCGGAUGAGUUCAUGAAGAUUCAUGCUGCGUACUCGACUCUGUCGGAUCCGGAGAAGCGUGCGAGAUAUGAUAGAAGUUUGCUCCUGCGUCGGCAACCGCUGACGGCGAGGAGAUUUCCUGGAUAUAGUUGUCAGAACUGGGAGACAGAUCAGUGCUGGUAG